Melampsora larici-populina 98AG31 is the source of this 1208-nucleotide messenger RNA. RefSeq lists its product as uncharacterized. NCBI's taxonomy places the organism in Eukaryota, Fungi, Basidiomycota, Pucciniomycetes, Pucciniales, Melampsoraceae. The transcript is spliced from 2 exons. The record is from RefSeq and is a predicted model, not a curated record. Bases 91 to 867 code for a protein of 258 amino acids.
AUUCCUCAUCAUAUCACUUUGAAUACCUCAUCUUCAAACAUCCAUCAACCUUUAUCAACUUCUAAUAUCACUUCUCAAAACACAGCCAACAUGACCGCCAGUCUAACUCAAUCACACCUCCCAACACCUUCCUCAAACAACGAUUCGCAAACCCACAAACUCAAAGACGAAUCUUACUUUACCUACUCUCAUCACAGUGCUUCCCACAGACGUCGGUCCACUACCAAAAACCCCUGGGCAGUUCCUAAACCCGACGAGCCCACUUCAUCUACGUCGCAGAGCAAGAUGCCUGCUGGUUCCUCCUCCUCUAAACAACCAGCCAUCGCAUCCAAAUCUCGCGACGCAACUGCUCCCACCCCGCCACAAAGUCGCAGUCCUCCGCACUGUACAUGCAAGCGACCAUCCAUCGGCGUCGACCCCCUCACCACAGCUUCUAGUGCGGCCCUCAAACCCACUUUUGGCUCCACAAGCGUAGGCUCACAAGAAGGCUACGCGAUCUCACCAUCAACAAGUUUGAAUCGAGAUCAAAAGGCCGGCGUGCCACGCAUGUUUCCUCGCCAGCCAACUGCUCAUCAUCCGGCCUGUCCUGUCCUCACACGCUUUCAAAUCUCCCCUCCCUUGCCAUUGGUCUCCACUCUCGAUGCCUUGAGGAACGCGUGUAAUCACACCCCACCACGUGUUUUACCCGCUCCACCACCCUUGUCAGAGAGACUUCGAGCGAAAUGGGCAGAGAUUCAAGCGGCAGAGGCACUUGCGAAGCACCUGGCGGACAGCUCAGCCGAUGCGGAUAGCUGUACGAAACUACCUCGACGGAAGCGAACCAUCAAGCGACAACAUCAAGAAUCAGUCGAACCGCCAAAAGCUUAAUAGACUUUGUCGUCGUGCCCUUCCCUCCCUUUGCGUGUGCGGGUUUCGUCCAUCGCGGCCUUGAUCAACUCGUGUGUAUAGAAGCGUCCAAUACGGGUUGAAUCAUUUGUUCUACCUCACAUAUCCACAACUCGCGUCUUCAACUUCUUUUAAUAACCUUUUUUUCUUUUAGCUAUCAAGAUCUGCUUGUACAACCUCUCAUUCUACUUUAUACCUCAUUUUUGGCUCCAUAUACCACAUGUCAUUUGUAGAGUUUUUUUCCUUUUGGAACACUUGUCAUCAUCUGGGAAAUUUUAUAUGGACAUCUAUGAUGCCUUUUGCGCGUCUUACUUGAAAAUUCU